Cherax quadricarinatus is the source of this 4110-nucleotide messenger RNA. NCBI's taxonomy places the organism in Eukaryota, Metazoa, Arthropoda, Malacostraca, Decapoda, Parastacidae. The record is from RefSeq and is a predicted model, not a curated record.
AGUCAGUGCCGGAUCAGCCGGGCUGUGGUUUGUACGUUGGACUGCGUGCGGCCAGCAGUAACAGCCUCGUUGAUCAGGCCCUGAUCCACCGAGAGGCCUGGUCGUGGACCGGGCCGCGGGGGCGUUGAUCCCCGGAAUACCCUCCAGAUAUCAUUUGAUGGAUUGUGUUACAAGAGCGAAAAAGAAUGAGUACGCUUGCUGGCAGUAGUUCAUAUACAACGAUAAAUCUCAGCAUGUGUUAAUCAGCCAGCAGCUAGUGAGAGACUGAAUCUCCAGACCUGAGUUUGUCGCUAAGACUUCCGGCAAGUGUUCUGACGUCAAGGAUUCUCUGGCAAUAUAUUCCACCCCCCGCCAGGCCUUGACGGAGCCAGUGUGAUGCUGUUACUCACCGCUCGAAGAUGUGUAUAUCACAUGCACCUCACUGCUCUCAAAACUCUUUCAUCUUCAUUUCACUUACCAAAAUAAAAGGCAUGGCGGUGGUGUACAAAAUCCUUGCUGUUCUGGUGGUUGUAAAUAACAUGCUGGUCCCGACCUCUUGUGGCUCCAUUAAACUGCAUCAACUUACCAGGUAUAUGGUUGAUGGUAACCAUGAUGGAGCCAUCUGGCAGGCUCCAGUUAUGUCGGAGAUGGAGGAUGUUACUGUGGACAGUGGAUUCAGUGAUUUUGGGACAAGUGGAGUCAGAGCCAGGUUUGAAGCAAAUAGACUCGGUCCCACGGUCGAAGGUGAAUUUCAGUCAAACUUCGUAGAAAAUGAACUUGAAUCCGGGGUUGAAGCAAAUGGACUCGAAUCCAGGAUUGGAGCAAAUGAAUUCGAAUCUAGGGUUGAAGCAAAUGAAUUUGAAUCUAGGACUGAAGCAAAUGAAUUUGAAUCUGGGGUUGAAGGAAAUGGACUCGAAUCCAGGAUUGGAGCAAAUGAAUUCGAAUCUGGGAUUGAAGGAAAUGGACUUGAAUCUAGGGUUGAAGCAAACAGACUUGGAUCCAGGGUUGAAGCAAAUAGACUUGGAUCCAGGCUGGAAGCAAAAGGUGUUGACUCAAGUGAUUUGCGUAGACAAAGUCAUACUGGAAGAGUGCGCACGAAGGCAGACCUUGAAGAAGACAGACAUGUUAGAUCUUUUUUUCUGCUGGGACGUGCUUAUGCUGCCCCGGGCUGGAACUUCCCACUGAUGGAACCCGUGGCUGGUAGGCUGGGAACCAGCUACCCUGAGACCGGAACAUACCAGAGAGGAGACAAAAGUAGGGUCCAAAAACGCAGCUCGGUACGCGAGAGAACACACAAUGGCAAGAAAAAUUCAAAGAUGAAUAAAAUUAAAAUGUGCAACGUGAAACCGUGGAAAGUUAAACCCAAGCCAUGUAAGGUUUCUAGCUUAAUUACCCCUUCAACGACCUUCUUUAAGAUUAACAAUCUCCUAAGCCAUCUCACGGGCGGUGAAUGUGAAAGGAGUGUGAUAGGGAGCCUCACAUCACCAGAGCAACAUAGCAUCAUUGACUCUAUACCUGUGUCCAGGUGUGAUCACAGUUUAAGUGGAUGCAGCUUUGGUGAACCCUUUCCUAAAGUUCAUAAACACAUUGUCAAAGAAGCCAAAAUACAAAUCACCAACCAAACCUACUCUGGCUUUCUUAUUUUUAAAUACAAAGAUGCCAAAAACUGCAUGUGUACAAACUCAAACACUUCAGACAACCCCUAUCCGAAAAUUUAUGAUAUGUAUCUAUUAUUUGAAGGACAAAGGAAAUAUAAAGUGAAUGACUCUUGCUACAGAAACUUUGUGUUGGGGUGAAGAUCUCGUCUCUGAUGAUAAUAUUUUGUAAAACAACGAUUUUUAUAAUUAUAUGAGAUAGAACAUUACUCUUCCUCAUCUUAUUUCAAAUUAAUCUGAGGGUAGCACUAAACCCAUAGGGGUCAUAUAGCUCCUGGGUUUGAGAAGCAAUCAGGUUUAAUCCCAGAAGGGAGAGGAUAGCACAGUUCCUCGGAUCAAGAACCCCUUACCGGUAUCAAGGGCCCUUUGAGGGGAGGAUGGCUCUUUCCCAAUCCAUGAAGCUGCGUUACCUUUAUCUGGCGGGAAGACUCCAUGGAUUGGGUUUGAGUUAUUAGCAUUCAAAAUCUCCGCUCCCUUGUCCCUCAAGAUCUGUUUUUAGGCGACAUAUAGCUAAGUGGAGAGAUUUUCUCACACCCGAAAGGUGCCGGGUUCGAUUCCGGAUCAACAUAACACAUGUAUACGUUUCUUUAUGCUUGCUGUCCAUGGUGACCUUGCAGUUGUGAAAACGGGUUUGUGAGUGUUAGCACUUUUAUGACCUGUGAGUCGUCUCGAGGAAAGUUAUUCUAUGCAACUAUUUAAAAAAUUGCGUUCCUGUUGGUGUAACUACUUCAGCCGUACCCAUCCAUUUAUAAGGGAAGAGUAACGCCUGUUCCUUCAUUAUUAAUGAGGGAGAGAAGACAGACAGAGGAGUCCAAGCCUUUGCAGUGAGUGGAACAACACAUGAAAGUUUGUAAAUGAACUGUAGAGAAAAAAUAAUUAUUAGAGUACUUUUCAGCAGUACAGUUUGUAUUCCCAUGUCUCAUAAUUGUGUAAUAUAUCAUUGUAAUAUUCCCUAUAGCAUUAUAUUAUUUUCCUCCCAUUAACCUUGUAUAAGUGGCACUACCAAAGUGUGGAUCCCUAUACUUUCAGUGUCAGUGUAAUAAUUGUAAUCCUUCAUAUAUUUGAAUCUAAUUUUCAUCACUAUAAUUUCGCUUUUAUAUUAUGUUUGGUGGAAGCAUAGGGGUCCUACAGCGCCUGGGGAAUGGAAGAUAUUCAGGUUCGAAGAAAAAUAUUAGUUUCUCCCUGAAGCCAUUUGAAAUAGUCCAUUUUCUCUACUACUCAAUCCAUUAUGCCUGAACAAAUAACAAUAAUAUCUUUAUUUCUACAAGUACAUGUACAAGGCAUACAGGCCUAGCUGACAUCAACGACAUACUACUAUAUAGAAAGUUGCUUGUUAUGAUGAGCAUUUCGGGCAAAUUAGGUCAGUUUUGUCCCAGGAUGCGACCCACACCAGUCGACUAACACCCAGGUACCCAUUUUAUACUGAUGGGUGAACAGGAGCAGCAGGUAUCGUAUGGAAACACGUCCCUAAUGUUUUCCAGCCGUACCGUAGGUUUAUACAUUGAUGGUACAAAGUUUCAGUAUGCCAUACAUAAGGUCUGAGGGAUACAUUGCAAAUAUAUGUAUACGUGUUUGUCAAAAAUUACAUUACAUAUAACUCAUCCAGCUCCUCAAAGAUGGGGCGCAUAACCAGGAUACGACAGUCAUUACCUCUCUGAACUCAAGAAUUGAGCCACCGGAACAGAAAAUUAGCUGCCCUGGUAUCCUUAGUUACCCUGAUGAAUCUUUUGUCUAGCUCCUUAAGGAGCUUGGAUGCACUCUUUACCCACGGGCCAUGGGUCUCUGAAUCUAAUACAUAAUAAGGAGCACGCUCACCAUAUUUUCUAAACUUUUGGGGCUCCCUGAAACUGGCAGCUGCCUUUCCUUCCUCCCUGCAGUACUGAUAUAGGUAUCAGUCAAUGUGGAUGCACAUGUGUAGCCCCACACCACUUACCGCCUGUCCACGCUUGCUAGGUAGUAAUUCCAUCUGGACGAUUUUGGGUGCCAUUGGAUCUGCAUAGUUGGGGUAACUCCUUUAUUACUUGGGAUUCGGCUGUUGCAAAACUUCUCUUGGUAUUAUUAACGUCUUCAUGAAUUGCAAUAUUUAACUUGGAUCUACGGUAAACAAAACCAUGAUAUCCGAACUGGUCUGUCAAUGUACUGCCGCAGAUACAUCUGUGUUCGGCGAGAAUAGGGGCGGAAAAGCGAAGAGCAACACCAACCCUGAUGGCCCGCUGGUCGAGGCGUGUGGUGUGGGACCUGGAGUUUACCUGGAGAGAGUUCCGGGGGUCAACGCCCCCGCGGCCCGGUCUGUGACCAGGCCUCCUGGUGGAUCAGAGCCUGAUCAACCAGGCUGUUGCUGCUGGCUGCACGCAAACCAACGUACGAGCCACAGCCCGGCAGGUCAGGAACCGACUUUAGGUGCUUGUCCAGUGCCAGCUUGAAGACUGCCAGGGGUCUGUUGGUAAUCCCCCUUAUGUAUGCUGGGAGGCAGUUG